This is a messenger RNA of Saccharomyces cerevisiae S288C, 1338 nucleotides long. RefSeq names its product NuA4 histone acetyltransferase complex catalytic subunit ESA1 (gene ESA1). Gene Ontology annotation, cellular component: NuA4 histone acetyltransferase complex. Lineage: Eukaryota; Fungi; Ascomycota; Saccharomycetes; Saccharomycetales; Saccharomycetaceae. Gene Ontology annotation, biological process: regulation of DNA-templated transcription; regulation of transcription by RNA polymerase II; negative regulation of gene expression. Gene Ontology annotation, molecular function: histone acetyltransferase activity; histone H4 acetyltransferase activity; peptide 2-hydroxyisobutyryltransferase activity. The transcript has a single exon. The record is from RefSeq and is marked reviewed. The coding region runs from base 1 to 1338 and encodes 445 amino acids.
AUGUCCCAUGACGGAAAAGAAGAACCUGGUAUUGCCAAAAAGAUAAACUCAGUAGAUGAUAUUAUUAUCAAAUGUCAAUGCUGGGUCCAAAAAAAUGAUGAAGAACGAUUAGCUGAAAUUUUAUCCAUAAACACAAGAAAAGCACCACCAAAAUUCUAUGUUCACUAUGUUAAUUACAACAAGCGUUUAGAUGAGUGGAUUACCACUGACAGAAUAAACCUGGAUAAAGAAGUACUAUAUCCGAAACUAAAGGCUACUGAUGAAGAUAAUAAGAAACAAAAAAAGAAGAAGGCAACAAAUACUAGUGAAACGCCACAAGACUCUCUGCAAGAUGGUGUAGAUGGUUUCUCAAGAGAAAAUACGGAUGUUAUGGACUUAGAUAAUCUAAAUGUACAGGGAAUAAAAGAUGAGAACAUAUCACACGAGGAUGAGAUAAAAAAGCUUAGAACCUCCGGCUCUAUGACACAAAAUCCACAUGAGGUGGCUCGAGUUAGAAAUCUCAAUCGAAUCAUUAUGGGGAAAUAUGAAAUAGAACCAUGGUACUUUUCUCCAUAUCCUAUUGAAUUAACUGAUGAAGAUUUUAUAUAUAUCGACGAUUUCACGUUGCAGUAUUUUGGAUCUAAGAAACAAUACGAACGCUACAGGAAGAAAUGUACAUUAAGACAUCCGCCAGGAAAUGAAAUCUACAGAGACGAUUAUGUUUCAUUCUUUGAAAUCGAUGGUAGAAAGCAAAGGACUUGGUGUCGAAACUUGUGUUUACUUUCCAAACUUUUCCUAGAUCACAAAACAUUAUACUAUGACGUUGAUCCGUUUUUGUUUUAUUGCAUGACGAGACGAGAUGAGUUGGGUCACCAUCUGGUGGGAUAUUUUUCCAAGGAAAAAGAAUCCGCGGAUGGUUACAAUGUUGCAUGUAUCUUAACACUACCACAAUACCAAAGGAUGGGAUAUGGUAAGUUAUUGAUUGAAUUUUCGUAUGAAUUGUCGAAAAAGGAAAACAAAGUUGGUUCUCCCGAGAAACCUUUGUCUGAUUUGGGUCUCUUAUCCUAUAGAGCCUAUUGGUCGGACACUCUCAUAACGCUAUUAGUGGAACACCAGAAGGAAAUUACUAUAGACGAAAUAAGCUCCAUGACUUCGAUGACCACUACAGAUAUAUUACACACAGCAAAGACACUGAAUAUCCUGCGAUAUUACAAGGGUCAGCAUAUUAUUUUCCUGAAUGAAGAUAUUUUAGAUAGGUACAAUCGACUUAAAGCCAAAAAGAGAAGGACAAUAGACCCUAAUAGACUCAUAUGGAAACCACCGGUAUUUACUGCCUCUCAGUUACGCUUUGCCUGGUAA